Phaedon cochleariae (mustard beetle) is the source of this 770-nucleotide messenger RNA. NCBI's taxonomy places the organism in Eukaryota, Metazoa, Arthropoda, Insecta, Coleoptera, Chrysomelidae. The record is from the annotation of a GenBank genome assembly.
UCAGCUUCAAAAUGAAAUUGAUUAGUUUCCUAUUUUACGUCUUUUACGUCAUAUCUUCUUUGGAUGCUAGUAUUGAGGAUCAGGUGAAAAAAGCCAUACAAGAUAUCAAGGAUAAAAUACCUGAACCAAUCAGCAUUAGUAACUCAACCAUCACUAUUCCAGAAAACAACAUAAUUUCCGGGACCUUAAAUCUCUCGAACUUUGUUGUAACUGGGUUGAAAGCAAUGGAACUAUCUGUAAAGUACUCAUUUCUUACACUACCAGAAGGAUUCUCAUUUGAAUUGGAGAACCUUCAAAUGCACACUGGAUAUCAAAUGAAUAUUCCUUUAUUCAAUAUAUCGCUCCUGACCUUCUUCGGCACAGGUAAUCUAAGCUUAUCUUUGAAUGGUUUGAAUGUUAACGGAUCCAUCAGGUUACUAGCUCUCCCUAAAUUGUUCAGUGACGUAACAACUUCCAUCAAGGAUGCUAAGUUCAGUGUCACAGGCUUCUUAGAAGAUCCGAUCUUGAGUGGGCAGAUAAGUGAUGCUCUAACAGAUGCAAUUGUUCCAACAUUGAAUGAAAAAGAGUUUGCCAAUUUUGUUGAGAACGUAUUGAACACAUUGGUUGGAGAAAUCAUCCAUCGAAAUGGAACAGAGCAAGUCAACUUUACGAGUGGUGAAUUGUCCAUGAGUCCUGCAACAAAACUGAACGACAUAGAAAUACGAAUCAACAACUUAAUUCAUUUGUUGUCCGGCAAAAACUCACCAAGUGGAAUAACUGAAUACAGUUAA